Molecule: messenger RNA, 1117 nt
Organism: Pistacia vera
Lineage: Eukaryota; Viridiplantae; Streptophyta; Magnoliopsida; Sapindales; Anacardiaceae
Product: peptidyl-prolyl cis-trans isomerase CYP28, chloroplastic
Exons: 3
Coding region: 24-965 (313 amino acids)
Biological process (GO): protein peptidyl-prolyl isomerization
Cellular component (GO): chloroplast
Molecular function (GO): peptidyl-prolyl cis-trans isomerase activity
Source: RefSeq, a predicted model, not a curated record
UAAAUAAAUAAAAUGAAUAAUUUAUGUUUAUCCAUCUAGAUUUUAGGCCAAUUAGGAAGGCCCUACUUCCCUCCGUUUCCCAAACUCCACCGAUAAAACUUAUCUCUCAAACCAGACCAAACCCGCCAUGUCUCAUGGCCUCCUUCACUCCACCACCGUCACCGCCAUCUCUCCUCUCUCCGGCAGCCACACUCUCCCGCCGUUCCCUCCUCCUGCUCUCCUCCUCCUCCCUCUCUCUUCCUCCACAACCACCCAUUGACACCACCAUCACCGACCGUAUCUUCAUGGACUUCUCCCUCUGCCCCACCUUCUUCCGCCCUGAACGUGACUCUCUCUGCACUGACUCCACCCCUUUAGGCCGCCUCGUCAUCGGCCUCUAUGGCCACCAAGUCCCCAUUACCGUUUCCAACUUCAAGUCUAUGAUUACUUCUUCCACUUACAAAAACACCCUUGUCCACAAAAUCUUUCCCGGUCAGUACUUUUUGGCCGGACGCCAGGGCCGCAGAGAAACCAAAGGUGAAGUACACCCGCCAUUGGAGUUUUUGGCUCGAAACACUGAGACUGUGGAGUCUAAGGCGUUCAUGUUGAGGCAUUCAAGAGCUGGCGUUGUUUCUCUGUGUUUGUCUGAGAAUGAUGAUGAGGAAGAGAUAAAGCUGGAUCCUGACUACAGAAAUGUUGAGUUCUUGAUCACUACAGGGCCUGGUCCUUGCCCUCAGUUGGAUAGCAAGAACAUUGUCUUUGGGGUGGUGCUUGAAGGGUUGGAUAUUGUCACGGCCAUUGCUUCCAUUCCAACAUACAAACCAUCCGAAAGAAUCCAGCAAUACAAUGAUCUGGCGGGGUUUCUCGGAGACAAAAGAGCUCAGCAAGCUCGCACAAUUUGGAAUCGACCUCUUAAAACUGUGUACAUAAGCGACUGCGGCGAGUUCAAAGUCACAAAACCUUCUCUUUCACCCACUUUACCUUAAUCCCAUUAUUCAUUUGUUCAGGCCUUCUGUGGUAACCACUUCUGUAUACUCACUCUUGCAUGAUAUGUAAAAUCUUUUCAUCUUGAGAAAGAUUUUGUACUCAGAUUAGUCCAUAAAUUGGAAGAAAUUACAUCUCUUGAAGAUCCUUGUAA